Molecule: messenger RNA, 4281 nt
Organism: Cyprinodon tularosa
Lineage: Eukaryota; Metazoa; Chordata; Actinopteri; Cyprinodontiformes; Cyprinodontidae
Gene: fgfr3
Product: fibroblast growth factor receptor 3
Exons: 18
Coding region: 550-3012 (820 amino acids)
Biological process (GO): positive regulation of MAPK cascade; fibroblast growth factor receptor signaling pathway; multicellular organism development
Cellular component (GO): signaling receptor complex; membrane
Molecular function (GO): ATP binding; fibroblast growth factor binding; fibroblast growth factor receptor activity
Source: RefSeq, a predicted model, not a curated record
GGGAGCAGUCAGGGGAGCCUCACCAGUCGGAGUUGGCUGUCCAGUGGCAAAGAAGCGCGCGAGAGCCAUCCUCUCAGACUAGAAGCGGAGGAACCGCGUUCGGAGGAGCCAAGUUGCCCUCGUGCGCACGUUCCCGUUUCCAACUUCUUUACGCGUGCAGGGGACGCUGGUCGUGUUUUUGGAGCGUUUGGACCAUUUGAGCCGCCGCGCGCGGAGACGAGCUGGAUGUAGACGAAGACAAGCUGCUGGUGGUGGCAGCGCGAGCUCAGUUUCUGUAAAGUCGCGAGGAGCGCGCAGGACUCUGCGUUUGGGUUUUUAUAGUUUAUAAUCAGAGCGGCUGAAACUGACAACAAAUCGGUGGAUUUUUUUUACAAGUUUUUGGUGAAUAAAGGUUUUAUUCUGAUAAAAUUUGGUGGACAUCUGGGAACCUGAAGACUAGAGUUUCUGCCAAAACUGAUUCACUAAGGUCGGAGAAGAGGAGUUGUUGGACCCCUCUUUGCCUUUUUUGCGGCAUCUUUGGCCGCCCGGACAGCAUGCAGAUGGUGGAGGAUGGUGCCUGAGUUGGAGUCGGCCCUUGCGGAUCUGCGUCGGACCUCUCCGUCCAGAGGAAUGACGGCUCUGUGGUGCUCAUUCUGGCUUUCCCUCCUGCUGCCUCUCAGUGUCUCAGCGGUUAGACUUCCCACUGCUCAGCCCACAGACUCAGUAUCCAGUGAAGCAGCGUUUCUGGAGAACUUUGUCUUGGGCACAGGGGAGACUCUGGAGAUGUCCUGCAACCCGGAGGACCCCACCAAGCCUGUUGUCUGGUUCAAAGACGGCGUCGGACUGGUGUCUGGCAACAGGACGCGAGUCAUCCAACGGACUUUACGCAUCAUCAAUGUGUCGUAUGAGGACUCUGGAGUCUAUACGUGCCGGUUGGCCCAUACCAACGCGCUGCUCAACAAUUACACCAUCAAGGUGACAGAUUCUCUGUCGUCCGGUGAUGAUGAAGACUAUGAUGAAGAUCCAGUUGAAGCAGGUAAUGGAAAUGGGGCUCCAUAUUGGACCAGACCCGACCGGAUGGACAAGAAGCUCCUGGCCGUCCCUGCAGCCAACACUGUCAAGUUCCGCUGUGCUGCAGAGGGAAAUCCAAUGCCGACCAUCCACUGGCUUAAGAACGGCAAAGAGUUCAAGGGCGAAGAGCGAAUGGGAGGCAUCAAGCUCAGACAUCAGCAGUGGAGCUUGGUGAUGGAAAGUGCUGUUCCGUCUGAUCGGGGAAACUAUACCUGUGUGGUGCAGAACAAGCACGGCACUAUAAGCCACACCUAUCAGCUGGAUGUUUUAGAGCGAUCACCUCACAGGCCAAUUCUGCAGGCCGGCCUGCCAGCCAAUCAGACAGUGGUGGUGGGCAGCAACGUGGAGUUUCACUGUAAGGUUUAUAGUGACGCUCAGCCGCACAUCCAAUGGCUCAAACACAUCGAGGUGAACGGCAGCCGUUACGGUCCUGACGGCGCUCCCUAUGUGAACGUACUAAAGAGUAAUGUCAGUAAACACAAAGUGACUCACAGUAGACUGAAACUGUCCAACGUGACAGAUAAAGAUGCUGGGAAGUACUGGCUUCGUGCUUCAAACUUUGUAGGCACGUCGGAAAAAGCUUUCUGGCUUAUGGUACACAAACCAGCAGUGAACUCAAGCAAAGAUGACUACUACGCCGACAUCCUCAUCUACCUGACAGGCUGCGUGCUCUUCGUCUUCGCCGUAGUUAUCGUCUUCCUCUGCCGCAUGAGGAUGACCAUGCAGAAGACUCUUCCCACACCUCCUGUGCAGAAACUGUCAAAGUUCCCCCUUAAGAGACAGGUAACAGUUUCCUUGGAUUCUAACUCCUCCAUGAACUCAAACACCCCUCUGGUCCGGAUUGCUCGGCUGUCAUCUAGUGAUGGGCCCAUGUUGGCCAACGUCUCAGAGCUGGAGCUGCCCUCCGACCCUAAAUGGGAGUUUCCCCGUACAAGGUUAACUCUGGGUAAACCUCUGGGGGAAGGCUGCUUUGGUCAGGUGGUCAUGGCAGAGGCCGUCGGCAUUGACAAGGAGAAGCCCAACAAGCCUCUGACCGUUGCUGUGAAGAUGCUAAAAGAUGAUGCAACAGAUAAAGAUUUGUCAGAUUUGGUGUCAGAGAUGGAGAUGAUGAAGAUGAUAGGCAAACACAAGAACAUCAUCAACCUGUUGGGAGCAUGCACUCAAGAUGGCCCUCUCUACGUCUUGGUUGAGUAUGCUUCAAAGGGGAACCUGAGGGAGUACCUCAGGGCACGGCGUCCUCCGGGCAUGGAUUACUCCUUUGACACCUGCAAGAUCCCUGACGAGCAGCUCACGUUUAAAGACCUGGUGUCCUGUGCCUAUCAGGUCGCCCGAGGCAUGGAGUAUCUGGCCUCGCAGAAGUGUAUCCACAGAGAUCUGGCAGCCAGAAACGUUCUUGUGACGGACGACAACGUCAUGAAAAUUGCCGACUUCGGUCUCGCCAGAGACGUGCACAACAUAGACUACUACAAAAAGACCACAAAUGGUCGUCUGCCCGUGAAAUGGAUGGCUCCAGAGGCACUGUUCGACCGGGUCUACACGCACCAGAGCGAUGUAUGGUCUUACGGCGUUUUGUUAUGGGAGAUAUUCACUCUGGGAGGCUCACCGUACCCGGGAAUCCCUGUGGAGGAACUCUUCAAACUCUUGAAAGAAGGACAUCGGAUGGACAAACCUGCCAAUUGCACGCAUGACCUGUACAUGAUCAUGAGGGAGUGUUGGCACGCCGUCCCGUCUCAGAGGCCCACGUUCAGACAGCUGGUAGAAGAUCUGGACCGGAUUUUAUCAAUGACCUCCACAGAUGAGUACCUGGACCUGUCAGUACCCUUCGAGCAGUACUCCCCAACCUGUCAAGACUCCAACAGCACCUGCUCCUCCGGAGAUGACUCGGUGUUCGCCCACGACCCGCUGCCCGAUGAGCCCUGUCUUCCCAAACAGCUCCCCAGCAACGGUGUGAUAAGGACAUAAAACCUGAACUCCUGGAGGUCAGGUCUGGAUCUCUCCGCUCUCAGUUUGUCACAAAUAAUCACCUCUCAGUGACUCCAGAGUCCUCAAGUUAUGGAAAGAAAGACUUCAUGCAAUACUUCCGCAGCUCUGAGCUCGUCUUAAACUCUUGGUCUGGCAUUGUCUUUAGGUUUUUCCUUCUUUAAUUCCCCAAAAGACACUUUGGACACUGAAGGACUUUUUUUCUCUUUUUUGCUGAUGAACCAUUUUUGCGUUCUUGUCAGGAAUGAAAUUCUAUUUUUAUACUCUGGCCAGUCUUUUGCUACAAACGGUUGCUUGGUGAAACCAUUCCGUGCCUACUGGGAUUAAACCUCCAUGGGAAACUUUAGAGGAGGACACAAAGGGCAUUUCAAGGGGUGCAGGAGGACGUUCGAUUGGUCUCAUUCGAAAGGAGCCCAUGGAUGACUUUAAAAGCUAAUCCUGCAAGAAGUCGCCAGAAAAACCAGACUCAACUUGGAAAAGUUGAAGACAUUCAGCUACAGAGUUGGUUUCAUCAGUGUUCUCUUUCCACAUCUUUACAUCUUAAGAACAAUUUUGGAAUAGCCUCCGAACAAACUCCUCAUGAGGCAAAGUUUCAGGGCCUUUCAGUAAUAAGAACAUUUGGCGUUUGGAGGAAUUCUUUUUUUCUAUUACUAGAAAGUGGUGUAUUGUAAAUAUAUAAAUGCAAAUAUGUAUGAUAUCGCUGUCCAUAGCUAUGUACGUAAAAAGACACAAAAAGAACAUUUAGAAAUAAUUUUAUUUGAGGAUGAAAGACACUGUCUGAGCGUUAAAAACAUUGAAUCAUUUAGAAAAGUUUUAUUUGAAUAAUUAACAUGUAUAUUUGUAAAGGUAUUUAUAGACUUAACAUGUGGUUCUUAAUUUUAAAAUCUCUAGGUUAGGAUUUUAGUACUGUACACAAAGAUUUUUAUUUCAACCUUUUUGUAACUUAUUUUACAGCAGAAAUGAGAUGUUUUUGUCAUAAACUGGCAGAUUUUUUUUUAUCCACCUUUUUCUGUCGGUUUGCUACAGUUUGAAACAGAAACAUAAGAUUGUGUGACAGAUUCUGCUGGUCAAAGAGUGUAGUGCAAACAGCCAGAGAGGGACUCUGGGGGCCCCGAGGCUCCAAAAGGCGCUGAAGGCUUCCACUCAGUUCCAGUUCUGGUUUCAAAUGAUGGCAUUUGCACUAUGAAAGGAAUGAUUAACUCUUGCUGGGCAAGAAAUAGCAGUGCAUCACCGAGAGACCAUUCAUAUAUA